AUGUCGGAAUUUGGCGAUUGGUACCGAAGUAUACCAGAAAUUACUAAGUACUGGUUCACUGGUUCAACAGUUUUGCCAUUGCUUGGUCGAAUAGGUUUUCUUAGUGCAUAUUAUAUGUUACUCGAAUGGAAUCUUUUCUUCUAUAAGUUUCAGAUUUGGCGGCCCAUAACAGCACUUUUCUUUUAUCCAAUUACACCAAAUACGGGUUUUCAUUGGUUGUUAAUGUUGUAUUUCCUAUAUAAUUAUUCAAAAAGUUUGGAAACAGGAAUUUUUGAUUCUCGACCUGCAGAUUAUCUUUUUCUUCUCAUUUUCAACUGGAUCCUUUGUACUAUUCUUUCUUUGGCAGCAGGCGUUUAUUUCUUGCUUGAUAGUAUGGUUCUGAGCGUUCUUUACAUCUGGUGUCAGUUAAAUAAAGAUCAAAUUGUACAAUUUUGGUUCGGCAGUCAAUUUAGAGCGAUGUACUUGCCAUGGAUACUUAUUGGAUUCAAUUUAAUUCUUCGUGGUAAUGUUAUGGCAGAACUGAUUGGAAUUUUAGUCGGUCAUUCGUAUUAUUUUGUCAUGUUUAAAUAUCCGCAAGAUUUUGGCGGUCGUACAUUUUUCACCACACCGCAGAUUCUGUAUGAUUGGUUCCCAAGCCGUGUUGGCGGUGUUCAUGGCUUCGGUUCUGCUCCUUCAAAUAGACGACCAGAAACAGGUGGUGGAGGACACGUGUGGGGACAAGGUCGAACACUUGGUGGAAAUUAG
This is a messenger RNA of Dracunculus medinensis (Guinea worm), 744 nucleotides long. The record is from the annotation of a GenBank genome assembly. Lineage: Eukaryota; Metazoa; Nematoda; Chromadorea; Rhabditida; Dracunculidae.